AUGCAAGCCGCAGCACACCGCAUCAUUCGUGUCGGGGCGCAGGCUUCAAAGACGGUGAGAAUUACGCAGAGGGAUGUUGUCCUUUUUGGGAACCUUGUUCAAGACCAUAACCCCAUUCACAGCGACGCGGCCGCCGCGAAGGCAGCCGGAUUCCCCUCCCCCAUAUGCCAUGGUAUGCUGGCCGGCUCUCUCUUUUCUGGCCUGAUGGCGACGGAACUCCCAGGCCCCAACACAGUGUACCUCUCGCAGACCCUGCGCUUCCUGGCACCCAUCUUUGUUGGUGAUGAGCUGGAGGUGAUUGCCAAGGUUACCCAGUUCCGCCGCAGCACGGGGCUCAUUGAGAUGUCGACCAUCAUACAGAAGGCAAACCCGACGAACUUGGGCACGAAGAUCACCUGCAUUGAGGGGUUCUCUGUAGGGAUGAACAAGCUCGUGGAGUUUGAAGGGGAGAGCGAGUGGACGUGUCGGCUGUAG
Molecule: messenger RNA, 474 nt
Organism: Leishmania braziliensis MHOM/BR/75/M2904
Lineage: Eukaryota; Euglenozoa; Kinetoplastea; Trypanosomatida; Trypanosomatidae
Product: putative 3-hydroxyacyl-ACP dehydratase
Exons: 1
Coding region: 1-474 (157 amino acids)
Source: RefSeq, a predicted model, not a curated record